AUGAACUGUUCUUCCCAUUCUACUAUCAAGUGUGAAAAGGACAGCUCUCCAAGCUGUGAUGAUGAGAGCAGAAAGAAAAAGAUCUGCAUUGAAGAGGAAAAUAGACAUUUGCAUAGAAGCAACGCAGCAGGGAAGCGAUUAACUUCUACUGAAUCCCAAAGUACAUUUUCAAAACUUGACAAGCUGAAAUCCCACAUGAGAACUUAUACAGGAAAGAAACCAUUUACUUGCUCUGUAUGUCAAAAAAGUUUUUCUGUUUCAAGUUCUUUCAAAUGUCACAUGAGAACUCAUACAGGAGAGAAACCAUAUACUUGCUCUACAUGUCAAAGAAGUUUUUCCCAUCAAAGUCAUCUCAUAUAUCACAUGAGAACUCAUACAGGAGAGAAACCAUUUACUUGCUCUGUAUGUCAAAGAAGAUUUUCUGAUAAAAGUCAUCUCAAAACACACAUGAGAACUCAUACGGGAGAGAAACCAUAUACUUGCUCUGUAUGUCAAAGAACUUUUUCUUCUUCAAGUAAUCUCAAAAUACACACAAGAACUCAUACGGGAGAGAAACCAUAUACUUGCUCCAUAUGUCAAAGAAGUUUUUCUGUUACAAGUAAUCUCGCAAAACACAUAAAAACUCAUACAAAGAGAGAAACCAUAUACUUGCUCUGUGUGUAA
Messenger RNA from Macrobrachium nipponense, 663 nucleotides. Its product is annotated as gastrula zinc finger protein XlCGF49.1-like. Gene Ontology annotation, biological process: regulation of transcription by RNA polymerase II. The transcript has a single exon. Gene Ontology annotation, molecular function: DNA-binding transcription factor activity, RNA polymerase II-specific; RNA polymerase II cis-regulatory region sequence-specific DNA binding. The coding region runs from base 1 to 663 and encodes 220 amino acids. The record is from RefSeq and is a predicted model, not a curated record. NCBI's taxonomy places the organism in Eukaryota, Metazoa, Arthropoda, Malacostraca, Decapoda, Palaemonidae.